AUGGGGUCUUCCGAUUCCGACGUGCUCAGUCACGAUCCCAAUCACAAUGUUAGCAGCCUAGACGAUGAACCGCUGCCUUCCCCGGGCUUCGAUCUACCCUCCGAAACACCCUCAAUCCAGGGCGACGUGGAUCCAAAGGACUCGAUCGAUAUCCUCCCUCGAGACCAGCAGCAGAAGACCGCUACCUAUGACUAUGCCUACGAAAAAUCCUUGAGCCACGCAGAAGCAAAGCUCUUCUAUCAGCACCAUCAGCUAGCAGUUCGCAAAGGCUCGAUGCUGGCCGAGUCUGAUUGGAAUCUGGAUUCCUCCGUACAAGGCACAGAUGGCGCGAGCCACGAUGGCCAGUUAGAUCACUCCGUGGGUUCAUUGAAUGUUCCUGGUAUUUCUCUGUCGGUGGGGGAGAAUCCUGCGUCAACAGGCCUGGGAAUCAUCUCUCAGGGACCCGGUGGCGAUGCCAUUACCUCGGAGUUGAAUGCUAUCUACCGUAAGAUCAAGGGUCUGUUGCAUCGACGUGCGAAAUACAUGACGUUGUCACAGCAGAGACCCGGUGAUGAUCCGCGAAAUCAGGAGGACUGGGAAAUUUAUCCUCCUCCGCCGGAGCCGGCGUGGCAUGAUGGGAAAGAGUUCCAGCCUGAAAAUACUGGGGAACCGUCAGAUCUGACUGGAAAGAAGAGGAAGAUGGGCCAAGACAUUGGUGAAGAUUUUGACAUGGACGAAUUCUCGCUACCGGAAGAGUCUUCAUGGACCUAUCGCUUGGAUAGCAAUAGUGUCUACCAAGUUUUCCCAUCGGAAGACGCAGCAGAUCGACAAGAGCCCAUCGUGCGGAUUCCAUCUCUGCGUGAUUUCUACAUGGACCUCGAUGCCGUUGUGGAUGUUUCCUCGGAGGGUCCAGCCAAGAGUUUUGCUUUCAAACGUCUCUCCUACUUGGAAGGCAAGUUCCAACUGUAUACCCUCCUCAACGAGUACCAGGAAAUCGCGGACAGCAAGAAAGUGCCCCACCGAGAUUUCUAUAACGUGCGUAAGGUCGAUACUCACGUUCACCACUCGGCUUGCAUGAAUCAGAAGCAUCUAUUGCGCUUUAUCAAGAGCAAGAUGCGGAAGUCCCCCGACGAAGUUGUUCUCUUUCGAGAUGGCAAGCAUCUCACUCUUCGUGAAGUAUUUCAAAGUAUCAACCUCACAGCCUAUGACCUCAGUAUUGAUACUUUGGAUAUGCAUGCCCAUACUGAUUCUUUCCAUCGGUUUGACAAAUUCAAUCUCAAGUAUAACCCCGUUGGCGAGUCUCGUCUUCGUGAGAUCUUCUUGAAGACAGAUAACUACAUCAAGGGUCGAUACCUGGCCGAGAUCACCAAAGAAGUCAUUUCCGACUUGGAGUCCAGCAAGUAUCAAAUGGUCGAAUGGCGAAUUUCCAUCUAUGGUCGUUCGGCGGAUGAAUGGGACAAAUUGGCCGCCUGGGUCGUCGACAACAAACUCUUUUCCCCCAACGUUCGCUGGUUGAUCCAAGUGCCUCGACUAUACGAUGUUUACAAGUCCAGCGGUAUGAUGGAGAACUUCGAACAGGUCAUUACAAAUGUCUUCCAACCGCUCUUCGAGGUGACCAAGGAUCCCUCUAGUCACCCGAAGCUUCACGUAUUCCUCCAGCGCGUGGUCGGAUUCGACAGUGUGGAUGACGAGAGUAAGGCCGAGCGUCGACUGUACCGAAAGUAUCCUAUUCCACGGGACUGGAGCACCAAGCAGAACCCUCCGUACAGUUACUGGCUCUACUUUAUGUUUGCCAAUAUGGCCUCACUCAACAACUGGCGGAAGCAGCGCGGAUUCAACACAUUCGUUCUACGACCACACUGUGGUGAAGCGGGUGAUCCUGAUCAUCUCGGUGUUGGAUUUUUGUGCUGCCACAGUAUCAGUCACGGAAUUUUGUUACGCAAGGUACCCUUGCUGCAAUACCUGUACUACCUGGACCAGAUCGGCAUUGCGAUGUCCCCGCUCAGCAACAAUGCCCUUUUCUUGACCUACGACAAGAACCCCUGCGCCAGUUUCUUUAAGCGCGGUCUGAACGUGUCACUGUCCACCGACGACCCACUUCAAUUCGCAUUCACAAAGGAACCCUUGAUUGAGGAAUAUUCCGUCGCGGCUCAAAUCUACAAAUUCAGUGCCGUCGAUAUGUGUGAACUGGCCAAACACUCUGUCGAACAAAGUGGCUUUGAGCUGUCCUUGAAGAAGAGAUGGCUGGGCUCCAAUUACAGUCUUCCCGGACUCUCCGGAAAUAAUGUUGCAAAGAGCAAUGUGCCGGAUAUCCGCGAAGCAUUCCGACAUGAAACAUUGCAGGCGGAAUUGUCUUUGAUCGAGCGUUACUCUGAAGGCUACACAGCUGAGGAGCCAAAUGCCUUGGCACCGGGUCUCCUGCAUACUGUCAAGCAAGCAUCGGCAAAGGGAUCUCAUACUGCAGCUUAA
This is a messenger RNA of Penicillium malachiteum, 2448 nucleotides long. RefSeq lists its product as uncharacterized. Gene Ontology annotation, molecular function: AMP deaminase activity. Gene Ontology annotation, cellular component: cytosol. The transcript has 4 exons. NCBI's taxonomy places the organism in Eukaryota, Fungi, Ascomycota, Eurotiomycetes, Eurotiales, Aspergillaceae. The record is from RefSeq and is a predicted model, not a curated record. The coding region runs from base 1 to 2448 and encodes 815 amino acids. Gene Ontology annotation, biological process: IMP salvage; AMP metabolic process.